AUGACCUGGGCUAACUCUUGUGCCAUCAUUCCCUUCCUGCUCUUUAUCUUCAGCCUGUUUGUCGCCUACAAAGUCUGCUGGGUCAUUGACUUUUCCAAGGGUGACCAAUGCGACUGGCUGCCACGCACCAGACAUGGCAUCAUCGUCUUCUCCGUCUUUUGCCUGAUCUUCUUUUUGAUCUUUCAGGUGAUCCGCUUCUUCGUGGUCCGCUCGGAUAUUCGGAUUUUGGAGGGUCGAAUGGACGACCUGCAGAGAUCGAUGCACAAUUUCCAAGAGCUCACGGACGAGCUUGUUUCGGCUGAGCACGCCUACAAUCAAUCCUUGGUCUAUGCUCCAGAUUCCUGUGGUGAGCACAAUCCGUUGGCGACGCAGCUGGUGCAGCUGUUGGCAGAUGCACUGGAGGACGAGUUCAUGCAGGUCGAUUUGAUUCUUGAGAUCGUGAGAGAGACUUUGGACACCGCGAUGGUGUUGUUGGCGAGAGGUAAAACCAACCUGCACUCAUUCGGAUAUAUGCUGAUCUACUAUCCGAUUUACCCGGCCGUGAUCAUGCUCCUGGGAAUGGCAUGCCUGCUCUGCAUCGCAGGCUUUGCUUGGAACCGGCCGAAGGUCCUGAUCAACCCAUAUUUUCGAGGUGCUCUCAACAUGCUCUCCCCAUGCAUCCUGAUCUUCGUGCUGUUUUGCGGCAUUUGUGCAUCAUUGUGCUUCUAUAUCUCCAUGCUCAUCACCGGUUACUGCUUGAACAUAGAUGACAAUUUGCAAGUGGCAUCAUCACGCAUCAAAUUUCACGAAGAGGUUGCCGAGAAGGUCAAUGUGGAGCCUAUCCUCCAACAUACUGCCGCGUACUAUCUACAAGGUGUCAAUGUGAAUCCCAUGGGGACAUUGUUGCAAAACUUUGAAGCGGCGCUCUACACGGUGAAGCGUUUGUAUGAGAUGUUUGAAUGGCUCGUGCACCUGGGCGACGUCAGUUGCCCUGGACUAGUUCGGCUGAGCCCUGUGCCCCUCUUGAAAUUGCUUUUGGAGACGACGGCAGACGGGUAUGACUUCAUCUCUGCCAAGAACAUUUGGCCGUACUACUCAGCCAUUGCUCACAAGACGGUCUGUCACCACUUUCCGCGCAACGGCAUGGGCCUAGUGUUCAUUUGCAUUUUAAUCGGCUUCAUUUUUUGCCCUUUGAUUGCAAUUACUAUCAGUAAUCACUUGAAGCAUGCUCGCUGGGUACUGAGCCAAAGUAUAGCCGGGGAGUGCUGGAAGAGAGUUUCUUGA
Molecule: messenger RNA, 1263 nt
Organism: Durusdinium trenchii
Lineage: Eukaryota; Dinophyceae; Suessiales; Symbiodiniaceae
Source: the annotation of a GenBank genome assembly